Messenger RNA from Oryzias melastigma (Indian medaka), 5043 nucleotides. Its product is annotated as protein bicaudal D homolog 1. Gene Ontology annotation, molecular function: dynactin binding; dynein intermediate chain binding; cytoskeletal adaptor activity. Gene Ontology annotation, cellular component: Golgi apparatus; cytosol. NCBI's taxonomy places the organism in Eukaryota, Metazoa, Chordata, Actinopteri, Beloniformes, Adrianichthyidae. The coding region runs from base 404 to 3715 and encodes 1103 amino acids. Gene Ontology annotation, biological process: microtubule anchoring at microtubule organizing center; positive regulation of receptor-mediated endocytosis; regulation of microtubule cytoskeleton organization. The record is from RefSeq and is a predicted model, not a curated record. The transcript has 11 exons.
GUUAAAAACGGAUUUAAUGUAAAACGGAUCAGUUUUCAUAUUUUUUAUUUAUUCGUGAAACGUAAAAUCCUCCCAGACUUGGAUGGAGGGGUCUGCAGCGCGCGCUGGAUCCUGCAGGGGGCGCACUAUUUCCUCUGACAGCCGCCCGCGAGCCGCCCCUGCCUUGCUCCGCGGCAGCGGGCAGUGAUGGCUUCCCGGUGCCGGUGAGUAAGCAGAAAAGCAGAGGAUGGGGGGGCGGACCAUGACAGAGAGCAUCCCCGGCAGAGGCGCGCGGCCUCUGCGGUGACGGCGCGCGCGCAGCAUCGCUUCAUGGUUCGGCGCUGAGCUCGUCUCUUCCUCCGCGAGGCUGCUGCUGUCGGCCGCAGGUGCUGUCGGGCUGCGGGACGGGAGGUGGACCGGCGCCAUGGCCGCCGGCGGAGCGGGAAGCGCGGACGCGACGGAGCCGUACCGCGCGGAGGUGGAGCGCCUGGCGCGCGAGCUGGCGGAGGUCAGCCGGGAGAAGGUCCGGGCGGCGGAGUGCGGCUUGGCGGUCCUGGAGGAGAACCAGAGCCUGAAGCAGCAGUGCUCGGAUCUGGAGGCCGAGCAGGAGGCGCUAAGGCAGGAGCUGGAGCUGCUGCAGGAGGCGUUCGGCCAGGCCUACUCCAUCCAGAGGAAAGUGGCUGAGGAUGGGGAGACCAACGAGGAGACUCUGCUGCAGGAGUCUGCCACCAAAGAGGCCUUCUACGUGGGGCGGCUGCUGGAGCUGCAGUCGGAGCUGAAGCAGAGCCGCACCGCCGCCUCCAGCAGUCAGGCUGAGAGCGAACACCUCAGUUCGGUGCUGCAGGAGCUCAGAGAGCAGAGCAACGAGAUGCUGGAGCUGCAGAGGAGCCGCAUGCGGGAGGAGAUGAGGGAGUUCAAGUUUCGAGAGGCCCGGCUGCUGCAGGACUACUCUGAGCUGGAGGAGGAGAACAUCUCUCUGCAGAAGACGGUGUCGGCGCUGAGACAGAGUCAGGUGGAGUAUGAAGGCCUGAAGCACGAGAUCAAGGUCCUGGAGGAGGAGGCGGAGCUGCUGAACAGCCAGCUGCAGGAGGCGCUGCGCCUCAAAGACAUCUCCGAUUCUCAGCUGGAGGAGGCGCUGGAGUCCCUGAAGGUGGAGCGGGAGCAGAAGAAGCACCUCCGCAAAGAGCUGCUCCACCACCUCAGCAUGUGCGAUGUGGCCUACACCGGCAGCGCACACCUGGUCUUCACCUCCGCCCCGCCAAGCGGCAGCGCCACCCCCACCGCCCUGCUCUCCCCAGAGGAGCCCACGAGGUGUAAUGGCCUCCUCCAAGGAGGAGGAGCUGCAGCUCCUGUGCACAGGACAAACGGAGAGAGCCGGAAAGCCGAGGGGGCGACGGGGGCGGACCUCUUCAGUGAGAUGAACUCAACAGAGAUUCAGAAGCUCAAGCAGCAGCUGAUGACGGUUGAGCGUGAGAAGGCAGCCCUGAUGAACAGCCUUCAGGAGUCCCAGACUCAGCUCCAGCACACACAGGGCGCUCUGACCGAGCAGCACCAGAAGGCCCGCCGCCUCAGCCAGAGAGUCCUGGCUCUGCGCCGGAAUUCCAGGACUAACCCAGAAGAUCAGAGCUCCAGCGGCUCCAAGUCAAGCUCCGAUAAGGAGCAGAGCAAAGACGAGGCAGAAGAAGAGGAGGAGGAGGCUGAGGAGGAGGAGGACAGCGAGGCGCUAAGCAAAAGCCAAAUAUUUUCCUACCAAACUCCUGGUCUAGAAAUUCUACAGGUCAAAUACCGUGUGGCUGUGACGGAGGUGGUGCAGCUGAAAGCUGAGCUGAAAGGCCUUCGGGAAAGGCUGGCGGCGUGCGGGGAGGGGGCCGCAGAGGAGAGACCCCACACCAGCAACCAGAUCCAGAGGCUGCAGAGGCAGCUUCUCUCUAUGGAGAAGAGCUGCCGGGACGGACAGGAGAAGAGCUCGGCUCUGGAGCUGGAACUCCAGGCCGCUCAGUCAGCGGCCGGUGAAGGCCGGGCGGCUCUGAACGCAGCCCAGGAGGAGCUGGUGACUCUGAGCGAGGAGCUGGCCCAGCUCUACCACCACGUUUGCCUCUGCAACAACGAGACACCCCACCGGGUCAUGCUGGACUACUACAGGCAAGGCCGGGGUCUCCGGAGCAUCAGUGCCAGCCUCAAAGCGGUGUCCUCAGACAGCAGCAAAGUCCUCCUCACGCCUCGCCUCUCCAGGCGGCUGGUUGCUGCCGCCUCCCCGACCUCCUCCCCCGGGGGGUCACGCAGCCCCUCUGCGUCUCCGUCCAAAGAGCCGCUGUCAGGAGAGGGUGAAGGGGAGGACAAGGAGGUGUGCAGGGAGGCUCCGUUUGAGCAGGCCCUGCCCCCAGGCACUCCACCCACCCGAUCACCCAGCAUCAGUGCCUCCUCAUCCUCCUCGUCUUCAUCGUCGCCCGCCCUGGAACCGCAUGGCGAGCUGCGCAGAGAGCCCAUGAACAUCUACAACCUGAACGCCAUCGUUAGAGACCAGGUAAAGCACCUGCAGCGAGCGGUGGACCGGUCCUUACAGCUCUCCAGGCAGAGAGCUGCAGUUCGGGAGCUGGCGCCUCUGCUGGACAAGGACAAGGAGAGCUGCAUGGAGGAGAUCCUGAAGCUCAAGUCCUUGCUGAGCACCAAACGAGAGCAGAUCGCCACUCUUAGGCUGGUUCUAAAAGCCAACAAACAGACAGCAGAGGUGGCUCUGGCUAACCUGAAGAGUAAGUAUGAGGCAGAGAAGUCCAUGGUGACCAACACGAUGACCAAGCUGAGGAACGAGCUGAAAGCCCUGAAGGAGGACGCCGCCACCUUCUCGUCUCUGCGAGCCUUGUUUGCUACCAGGUGUGACGAGUACAUGACACAGCUGGACGAGAUGCAGAGGCAGCUGGCUGCGGCUGAGGAUGAGAAGAAGACUCUGAACUCCCUCCUGCGCAUGGCCAUCCAGCAGAAAUUGGCCCUUACGCAGCGCCUGGAGGAUCUGGCCUUUGACCAAGAGCAGUCCCAUAGGACCCGCGGGAGCAGGGCAACCCGUGGAAAGACCAGCGCCCCCAAAGCCAGUCCUUUGACUUGUGCCUCAGCAUCUGAGCCAGCUCAAGGUUCUGCUACAGUUUCGGGACACCUCCCCAAUCUGACCUCAGCUGUUUUCCAUGAAAAUUCUGCCUCCCUAGAACCCUCUGGUCCAGCCAUCACCUCCUCCACUCUACACACAAGCCCAUCCAAUCCCUCAUCUUCAUCGGUGUCCUCCCCAUCUGGUCCUCCAGCGCUGGGGAGUCCUCGUCCUUCCUUUCCUGCGACACAGUCUCCAGCUUUCACCCCGCUGAGGCCAACUUGCCCCCAAUGGACAAUAGGGGGGCAGACAUUCCUAAUCGACUCUCCUUCUGCCCCAUCCACCCCUCCGUCUAGGUCCACACAGUUAGGCUCUGCCCCCUCCUCCCCCUACCGGCCCCAAGCUCUGGGGGUAAGGCGGUCCACUUGGAGCCCUGUCCCCCGGACUCGGCCCCUGCCUGGCCUGACGCGCUCCUACUCUCCCUCCUCCUACUCGUCCUCUCACUUCCCGUCUCACACACAUGGAUUCCACGGUCCCUCCCCCUCCUUCACCUCCUCCAGCCCCUAUCUAUCCUCAGGUAACCCUUCCUCAUAUAGCCACUCCAGCCGCUACACCCCCCUCUACCCCCGAUACCACAGUUCGUACCGGCCCCGCGAAUGAACCUGAAAGUUGGACCCCGGCUUUUUGGAAACCUAAAGCCAUCCCUCUCUGUGUCACCAAAGAGGGAGGAGCAUCCCAGUGGGGGGGCUGCAGCGUUCUCCUGCUGGCCUGGUCCUGUUCUUACCUGUGCCUACGCCUCGGCCGAUGGAUUGUGAAUGUUCAAUGACUUAGCUCAGGGAUUUGACACGAGGAGCACAAGCGGCCUGCCUACCCUGUCCACAGAGGGGCACUGACACCAGAACUUUUACACUUUUUAGCUUUUAGGUUCUUCAGGUUCAGACCACGCAUGCAUGAAAACAGACACAUUUAGUGGGGGGGGGGGUCCUGAGGGGCAUGAAGGAGUUCACCAGAAUCAUUAAUGUUUUAACAUCCAUCAUUUCCAAACAAACGCUUACAGCCUUUGGAGUCCUGGGGGGAGGUCCCAAUUCCACCUGGGCCCAGCCCAGCCACAUCUCUACAGCUCUUUAACGGUGGGGGUGUCCUGAUACUCCUACGGGGUAUGAGUGUCUCAUUUCUCUGUUGUAGAGAUAAUGCCAAAUACUGCACAGGCCUUCAAUAGGAACACUACAAAUUCAAAGCUGCUUUACUGGUACACAAAGUGUUCUGAUAGAUUUACACAGAAGAAUUCUGCUGCAAACAGGAAAAUGAAAUACCUUAAAGAAGAUGAAACAGCCAUGCUAUAUCCGAAUUCCCUCACUACUAGCAGACAGCCUGUACCCUGUGAGGGCAGUUGUGACUAAAGCCUAACAGUUUAUCAAAGUCUCGGCUGAGAUUUUAUAUUUAUUCUGAAUGAACAUUUUUUAGUAGAAAACCUUUUAAAAGAUCGUUAAGUUGAUUAAUAAUUACAUUUGAGCCCUUUGUCAUUUCUAGUUUUCAAUAGAAAAGCAUUUUUUAAAGUCGUCUAGAUCUUUGCAUUGCCCCCUCCCCCCACUCUUCUCCCUUUAAAAUAAAAGAGGGGGUGGAUAUAAGGUUGGGACGGGGCCAAAGGGUAAAUUGGGAUCUGUCCAAACAAUACAAGUAGAAAGGAGGAAAAGUUUACUUCUGUUAUACAGUUCCUGCAGCUCUUGAGAGUGAGGGGUUAUUUACAAAAUCUAGUGCGUUGUCCAAAUUCCCCACCCCACCCCAAUCCCCAACUACUAAAAAAACUAUAUAGUGCGGGACUAUACAGCCCCCUGGAUUUUAAACGUAAUUGGGACACUAUGCUUACUACUUUUCUUUCGCUUUUCUAAACACCGGAUGUGACGUCACCGAUAUCACAAAGUGAAAAUUGAAUGAAUACGAACAUUUCCUGACAUUUAUUUAUGACUCCACUGUAUUCUGAUGGUGAA